Molecule: messenger RNA, 3748 nt
Organism: Engraulis encrasicolus (European anchovy)
Lineage: Eukaryota; Metazoa; Chordata; Actinopteri; Clupeiformes; Engraulidae
Gene: epn1a
Product: epsin 1a
Exons: 12
Coding region: 677-2599 (640 amino acids)
Biological process (GO): endocytosis
Cellular component (GO): plasma membrane; clathrin vesicle coat; endosome
Molecular function (GO): clathrin binding; phospholipid binding
Source: RefSeq, a predicted model, not a curated record
CGCCAUCUCCUUGUUCUGUUUCAGCUACAACAGGGUCAGUACAGAUACAAACUAGAUAAUAUUGUGGUAUCUUGGCUUCAUUGCCGCUAUUAACUCUAAUGUAUAGUUUUAAAGCCAGGUUCAUAUGACUGUCACGAGACGAGACUCCAAAUACAACUGUUUUGAACCGCUUACUUAGCCAGCGAAAAGGGAAUCUGGUCAUUGGUAGGCAGCUCGUUAUCAUCCACCGCUGCCGUCUACCUUCGCUAGCUAUCCUAAUGGCUAGCUUUGGUUCUAUGUCGUGACAGUUAUAUAAAUUGACAAUUCUUCUCCUUUUAUUCACACUCAUUCCCCCUUCCCCUUUACCCCACUCGCGUUUACCCUCGAUUUGGUCAGGUGACUGACAACGAGAAGGGAAGUCAGUAGCCAGCCACUCCCCCGCCCCUGCAAAAUAAAAAAUCCACCAGUGAGAGCCAAUGUCGCCCUGUGGAGGCGCGCGGAAGCAGACAGGCUGAGAGUGUGAGUGCAAGCGGCACUCGCCCCCACGUCAAGUCUCGAAGAGAGUGGGCACAAGAAAAGACGAGAGGCGGACCCCAUCCAGCCUAGCCCAGCCCAGCCCAGCCCAACCCGACCCGACCCACCCGCGUCAUUUCCCUUUUAGCAGAUUUCAGACGAAUCAGAUAGCCAAGCUGUUGCCAUGUCUACGUCUUCACUACGACGGCAAGUCAAGAACAUUGUGCAUAAUUACUCUGAGGCCGAGAUAAAGGUCAGAGAAGCGACCUCCAAUGACCCAUGGGGACCCUCCAGUUCCCUCAUGUCCGAAAUUGCAGACCUAACAUACAAUGUGGUGGCCUUCUCAGAAAUUAUGAGCAUGGUGUGGAAACGGCUGAACGACCACGGAAAGAACUGGAGACACGUGUACAAAGCCAUGACACUGAUGGAGUACCUGAUAAAGACGGGCUCUGAGCGGGUGGCCCAGCAGUGCCGAGAGAACAUAUACGCCGUGCAGACCCUCAAAGACUUCCAGUAUAUCGACAGGGACGGCAAAGACCAGGGAGUGAAUGUAAGAGAAAAAGCCAAACAGCUGGUGACACUACUGAAGGACGAGGAGAGACUUCGGGAAGAGAGGAUCCAUGCACUCAAGACCAAAGAAAAGAUGGCCCAAACCAGCAGUGCCUCCUCUGCCCCCUCAGCUCCGGGCCUCGGGGGAGGCGGCAUGCCCAUGGGGGCCGGCGCAGACGCGGAACAGGCCUGGCCCCAGAGCUCCGGCGAGGAGGACCUGCAGUUGCAGCUGGCCCUGGCCAUGAGUAAAGAGGAGGCCGAGCAGGAGGAGCGCCUGCGCAGGGGAGACGACCUGAGACUGCAGAUGGCCAUCGAAGAGAGUAAGAGGGAGAAGGCCAAGCCUGAGGAGACUCAGCAGAGCUCUCUGAUGGAGUUGAGUGCUGUUGACCCAUGGGGGGCCCCGGCUGCGGCCCCUACGUCACUGGGCCCCGUUGGGCCCUCCCCUCCCCCUGUCGUGGUGGCCCCCGCCCCUGCUGCGGGGCCCUGGGGCGCAGCGGCAGCCGACCCCUGGGGGGCCGCCACGCCCUCCUCCCCGCCUGUUGAUCCGUGGGGCGAGGGCCCACCGAAGAUCGAACCUCCUCCAGACCCGUGGGGUGACUCCUCCAGAGUCAACGCCGACCCUUGGGCAUCAAGUACUGUGUCCCCUCCCAGCCUGGACCCCUGGGGGAGCUCUGCGGCUCCGGCCCCCCUCCCUGUAGCCGUGGGGUCAGGUGACCCAUGGGCUUCGGACGGGGCAUUAGCCCCAAUCACUGACUCCCUUACGUCUGAUCCCUGGAGCGCUCCCACCAAACAAACCAAUGGCACAGGAGAUCCCGAGAGAAGAGGCUCCACCGCCACGAUGGGCGACGCGGGCAGCAAAGGCAGCACAGGCUCUCCGGUGCCCUUUGACCUCUCCUCGCUAGGCUCCUCCCUGCCCGUCAGGAAAACGCCAGAGUCCUUCCUGGGGCCCAACGCCGCGCUGGUGGACCUGGACUCCCUGGUCUCCUCCAAGCCCAAACCCAAGCAGCCUCCCCCCUCGCUCUCCAACUCUUCUACCAACAACCCCUUUCUACAGACACAGGGCUCGUCCCCAGCCCCAGGGAUGGCCGUAACCCCUGGCAGCACCAUCUCCAGCAGGGGUGUGUCCCCCACGCCUCCUCCCACCUCAAACCCCUUCGGCGCCGCCUCCAUGGCCUCCAUCUCCCCGCAGCCUUCUACUCUGGGCCUGAGCCAGCUACGCACCAGCCCCGUCCCGCCGCCCAACCCCAUGCUGGGUCACAUGCCACCCCCGUCACUGGGGAUGGGAAUGGGCAUGCCAGGGAUGGGAGUACCUCUGGGCGGCCCAGGAAUGGGCAUGGGGAUGGUGCAGUCGAGCCCGAUGGGAAUGCCCUUCGGUGGGAUGUCACCCAUGGCCCCACCAGGGAACUCCCACUUCAUGGGAGGAGCAGGGGCACCAGGCCAGCCGCAGCCCCUGAAUCUGGGGGGGCCGGUAGGGAUGGGCGGGGUGAUGGGAGCUGGGGGGGCGGUGGGAGGGGGAGGAGCAGCCACGGGGGCGAGCACUAAUCCCUUCCUCCUCUGAGGGCCUGUGAGAUUGCCAUGCUCCUCUACACACCCCUCCACACCUUCAUCACAAACAAUUUAUGUGUCUGAAGAUGGGGGAAAAAAAUACAAAAUUACAUGUACAUCUCUAUAUUUAAAAAAAAGAGAAAAGAGGAAAAAAAAAAAGAAAUUAUUUUCUUCCACAGAAAGCAUUUCAAUUUUAUGUUCAGUGAUUCUUUUUGCCUUGAGUGGAAUGCAGAAGAUUGAGAAGUAUUUAUUUAAUUUCAAUAAAUCUUUUAAAUUAUUUUCUUUUUUCCCCCCCCUCCAUGUCUGUGUGUGGAGGUUGAGAAGGUGGAUGGUAUGUGAAUGGUAUUUGGGUGAAAGCGAUAAUCAGUGUAGGACAUCACUGACUGUUGUUGUAUACUGUUGUAAGUACUGUGCCAGCAUGACUAAGUGAUCGAGAGACUAAAAGAGGGGUGGGAGAGCAAUGGAUUUAAGCGUAGCCACUAAAACAAAACAAAACAAAUCAAACUGCUUGUUUCCUCACACCCUCUUCGUCUGCUCUCUCCUCGGGGGAUUAUCGACCGGACUGGAUAGAACACAUUUCAAAAACAAAGAAUACAUGAAGGAUGGACGGGACUCACCGCAACAUUUCAGGCAAAACUCUUGGUCGAAAUCAUUCAAUGGCUGUAUUAUUUCAAGAUCUAAUUUAAUGUUUGAUGUAAUUUAUUUUAAUUUUUUGUACUUUAGGGGAACAAGGAAAAUCACACUGAACUAUGCCAUUAAAUGAGCGGUCUCUCUCUCUCUCUCUUUCUUUCUCUUUCACUCUCUCUCUCUCUCCAAUACUUCUAUGUAACAAUCAAAAGAUGUGAUUUUAACAUUUCAUGAAUUUGAGGGAAAAUGGAAAAUGGUGAGUGUGUGUGUGUGUGUGUGUGUGUGAUUGUAUGGUUGGUUGUACCUGACUGACUGCGAUGAUGUUUUAGCAUGUGUGGGUGGGUGGGUGGUUGUGUGUUUGUGUGUACAUGCCUCUGCACUUGCGUUUGGAUGUGCGUUUCCAUUCUCCCGACCUCCAGCUCACUACCGUCACUUGAAAAAACGUAAAAUACAAAACAUGAAUUGUAUUUUUUUUAAAAGUCACUUUUUCAAUGCUUUGUAAUGUGGGGAUUAAAAAGAAAGGUAUUAUAAAUGG